GAAGCAUCACUUUCAUUCGACGCUCCUCAGGCAACUAUUAGGCCGUGCACCAACGCCAAAGCACCAUGCUGUCUAAGGUUUUCCUGCUCUGCUUCGUAGCUUACGCUGCUGCUCAGUACGCCGUUGAAGACCCACCCCAGCCAUACAGUUUCAACGUGGACAGCACGGACGAAUACGGCAACCGACUUUACCGAACAGAGUCCGGUGACGCCAACAACUUCAAGACCGGAUCCUACGGUUACCAUGAUGCCGCUGGCGUCUACCGCCACGUCGAGUACGUAGCAGACGCCGACGGUUUCCGUGCUACAGUUCAGACGAACGAGCCUGGCACAAAGUCUUCCGCCCCAGCCGGUGUUCAGUACAGCUCACAGGCCGUAGAGUCUGCACAGCCAGCUGCCGCUGUUGCCCGUCCAGCAACAGCUGGUUACACGCUUGUCCCAGUUCAUCACGGAGGACCCAUUACUUUCAGCCUUGGUCGCGCCAAGAGCCGUUAAAGACCACUUUCGCUGAGUACCUAGUUGUAUGCUUUGUCCCAAAGCUUACUGUCGUCGUCGGCGCUAUGUCUGUGCCAAGUUCCUGUCGAUGUCUUUCACACGGGGCAAUGUCCUUCCUUUUCUUCGCGGUGUCAAUGUGACUGUCUGUGCGUGAUGUGCGAGUGACGGCUCUUUGUGCCCGAAAUUGUUUUCGCUCAAUAAAUGUUUUGAUGCAGUGCA
Messenger RNA from Ornithodoros turicata, 713 nucleotides. RefSeq names its product cuticle protein 10.9-like. Gene Ontology annotation, molecular function: structural constituent of chitin-based larval cuticle. Gene Ontology annotation, cellular component: chitin-based extracellular matrix. The transcript has 3 exons. Bases 66 to 494 code for a protein of 142 amino acids. NCBI's taxonomy places the organism in Eukaryota, Metazoa, Arthropoda, Arachnida, Ixodida, Argasidae. The record is from RefSeq and is a predicted model, not a curated record.